AUGAAUAAGAGGCUAAUACUGGAGAUCAGCGUGUACCCCUCCCCUUUCCCGCCGGAGCUCUCUUCCGCCCAGAUCCGUUACUCUAUCCCAGAGGAACUGACCCGAGGUGCCUUUGUGGGAAAUAUUGCUAAGGAUCUAGGGACAAAUGUGGCAAAACUCGCGGCUGCUAAUCUGCAGGUUCUUUCCGAUUCUGAUUCCCAGUAUUUCUCUGUGAAUGUGAACACUGGGAUUAUAGUGGUCAAUGACAGAAUCGACAGAGAGUGGCUCUGCGGGCAGAACUCGCGGUGCUUCUUGCAUCUCAAACUCGCUAUCGAAAAUCCAGUGGAGUUCUACCGCAUUGAAGUGGAAAUAUUGGAUAUAAAUGAUAAUCCUCCUGAAUUCCCGAGCAGCGAGAUCGCUUUACAGAUCUAUGAACUGGCCUCUCUGGGCGCCCGCUUUCCUAUCCAUCAGGCGCAGGACCCGGACGUGGGCUCUAACGCUUUGCAGACCUACCACCUCAGCGCCAAUGAGAAUUUCAAUCUCAACGUGAAGGCACGUACAGAUGGCAGCAAAUUCCCGGAGCUGGUGCUGGAAAGAGCGCUGGACAGGGAGCACAGAGCUGUCCACCAUUUGGUCCUGACAGCUGAGGAUGGCGGCUCUCCCCCCAGGUCCAGCAAAACACGAAUUGCUGUCCAGGUUCUAGACGCCAAUGAUAACCAUCCAGUGUUCGAUAAACCUUCCUACCAAGCUCGUUUGGUGGAAAACUCUCCCUCGGGCACGCUAGUCAUUAAACUGAAUGCCACAGACGUGGACGCAGGACCUAACGGAGACGUACGCUAUUCCCUGGGCAGCCACAACUCGGAAGCCUUGCGCAGGAUAUUUGCAAUAGACGAUCAAACGGGAGAAAUCCGAGUUCAGGGGAACCUAGAUUUUGAAGAAGCGUCUGUCUACGAGAUUGAAGUUGAGGCCAAGGAUAUGGGCUCUCCCACGAUGGAGGAGCAUUGCAGCGUCACUGUAGAGGUCACGGAUGUGAAUGACAAUCCUCCAGAGGUGGUCCUCACCUCCUUCUCCAGCUCCUUGAGUGAAGAUGCCCCUCCCGGGACUGUGGUCGCUGUGAUACACGUGAAAGACAGAGACUCCGGGGAGCAUGGGAAAGUCCAGUGCCAUCUACCCAGAAGCCUUCCCUUCAAACUUCGGAAAGACUUUGAGCACCAGUAUUCCCUGCUCACCAGCCAAGGGCUGGACCGCGAGAGCGUCUCCCAGUACAAUGUCACCAUCUUCGCCUCUGACCUGGGAAGCCCCCCUCUCUCACGACACACAGUUCUCUCCAUCACGCUUGCAGACAUCAAUGACAACACACCACAGUUUGAGAGAACUUCCUAUGAAGUCGUCGUGAAAGAGAACAACCAGGUGGGGGAAAUACUGGUCACGGUAUCCGCAACCGAUCCUGAUUUGGACCAGUAUUCGCGCCUUUCCUAUUCUGUUCUGAGCAGCCCGGGGAAAGGUCCCACUGCGGAUCCCUCCGCAUACAUCUCCAUAAACCCAACAAGUGGGCAGGUUUCCGCGAAGCUGCCUUUUGAUUACGAGCAAACCACGUAUUUCCAGUUCCAGGUGGAAGCCUCAGAUGGCGGCUCUCCAGCUCUCAGCAGCAGGACAGUGGUCCACGUAUUCGUCACAGACCAAAAUGACAACGCCCCAGGGAUCCAGUUCCCUUUGACCGGGAAGGACUCAGUAGUCCUGUUCAGGAUUCCCCGAUCUACCAGCCCCCAAGCCUUAAUAACGAAGAUCAUAGCGGUGGACCUAGACUCUGGACGAAAUGCAUGGCUCGCCUACCAUUUAAUGCAGGCAACCGAUCCCAGUCUCUUCGUGGUGGCCCUGCGCUCCGGAGAAAUCCGGACCACUCGAGCCCUCCAGGAGCAGGAUGCUGCCACGCAGGAACUCUUCUUGGUAGUCAAAGACUCAGGCGAGCCGCCCAUGUCCACCUCCGUCACCGUGUUGGUGUUGCUGGAGGAGAAUGCCCCCGAAGCCUUCCUGGGGUUAAAGGCUCAGGCGGCGGAAAGUGAGAGCGUCCCCAGGUUAACACUGUAUUUAAUCAUUUCAUUAGCAACAAUCUCAGCGUUGUCAUUGGCUGCUUUGGUGGGGCUGGGUGUCCGGUGUGUCAGGGGAGAUGCACGUGCUGCGGUUGGCUGCUGUGUGAAAGCGGACACGCUCCGGGUGUCCCCAAACCCCUUGCUCGGACACGUACAGUACCAGCCCACCCUGGGGGACGGCACGAUCGACGUGCAGGUGACCGCCACGGCCCCUCCUGCCCGGGGGUAUAGAUCCUGCUUCUCUCCAGUCUCGGACAUCAGCGAGUUCAUGUUCAUGAAACCCUCUGUGAGCCUCGGAAACAGCUCGGGCAACAGCCCGCCUGAUCGCAGCUUCUCCACUGAGGUGAGCUCCCUGAACGUGCCAUGGCAGUGUCCCCAGCUGACCCCGCCGUGUGACCUGCAGCGUGUCUGGCUGGGUCGGCUGGGUCGGUGUGUUCCAAAGGCACGAGACGUGCUAUAG
Molecule: messenger RNA, 2529 nt
Organism: Emys orbicularis (European pond turtle)
Lineage: Eukaryota; Metazoa; Chordata; Testudines; Emydidae
Product: protocadherin gamma-C5-like
Exons: 2
Coding region: 1-2529 (842 amino acids)
Biological process (GO): homophilic cell-cell adhesion
Cellular component (GO): plasma membrane
Molecular function (GO): calcium ion binding
Source: RefSeq, a predicted model, not a curated record